This is a messenger RNA of Dichomitus squalens LYAD-421 SS1, 1873 nucleotides long. RefSeq names its product cytochrome P450 monooxygenase pc-2. Bases 27 to 1766 code for a protein of 579 amino acids. The transcript has 14 exons. Gene Ontology annotation, molecular function: oxidoreductase activity, acting on paired donors, with incorporation or reduction of molecular oxygen; monooxygenase activity; heme binding. NCBI's taxonomy places the organism in Eukaryota, Fungi, Basidiomycota, Agaricomycetes, Polyporales, Polyporaceae. The record is from RefSeq and is a predicted model, not a curated record.
GCCACUCGUCGUCCUGCGAGUCCAGCAUGCCGACACUACCUCCAGGUCCGAGGUUCUUGCUCCGGCACAUGCACUACCUUGUUUUACCGCCCACAUCUGUGUUCUUGGGAGCUGUGCUUGUACAGGGACUUGGGGGUGUGCGCUUGCCGACUCUCGCGAUUGUCCUCGCCUAUUUACUCUCCUUCCCCUUCUUCUGGUUCGGAUACCGAGCAUGGAGGGACGUUUCCAUCAAGAGAGCGGCUGCCGCACGCGGGGCGAUCGUGUUACCGCUUGCGAAGCUUACAAAGGACAUCAAGUUCACAGGAGAGGAGGGUUACCCUCGUGAUUUCCUCUUCAGACUUUGCGAGAUAUGGGGGCAUUCGUUCAUGCUCGAGCUUUACUCCGUCGAAAGGCUCUUCACGUCGGAACCUGAACAUAUCAAGGCAAUUUUGGCUACAGAUUUCGAUAGUUUCGAAAAAGGCGAACUGUUCCGCGAUCAAAUGCAAAGUCUCCUUGGAGUAGGGGUCUUCAAUGCUGACAAUGAGCUGUGGAAAUUUCAUCGCUCCAUGACGAGGCCGUUCUUCAGCAAAGACAGGAUCAGUCAUUUCGAGAAUUUUGACAGGCACGCGACCGACGCUCUCACGCAGGUGAAGGCGCGCAUGCGGGAGGGAUACGCCAUCGACUGGCAGGACUUGAUUUCCCGCUUCACUCUUGACUCAGCAACAGAGUUUCUGUUCGGUAAGGACGUCCGCUCGCUGUCAAAGGGCCUCCCCUAUCCGCCUACCGCCGAUGUCCGACACUCUCAGCCUGAGGAAGAUGGGUUCGCUGCUGCGUUCUAUGAGGCUCAGAUGGCAUCUGCCCGCCGCGGCCGUUUCCAGGAUGUGUGGGGCUUGACCGAGUUCUGGAAGGACAGGGUCAUCCCAUACAAGGCCGCCAUUGACAAGUUCAUUAACCCGAUCCUCGAGGAUGCAUUGCGGACGAAGGCGGAGAAGGCAACUGCAGAUAUCGUGGACACGAAGGAGGUUUCAGAGGAGGAUACCCUCCUGAGCUCGCUAUUGAAGGUCACCGAUGAUCGUGAUAUCCUUCACGACGAGAUCCUCAACAUCCUGUUGGCCGGACGUGACACUACGGCAUCUACCCUAACGUUCGCCGUUUAUCGUCUGGCGGAGCAUCCGGAUAUCCUCUUCCGCCUCCGACAGGAAAUUCUCAGCAUUGUAGGACCUUCGCGCAGGCCGUCGUAUGAGGACAUCCGCAAUAUGAAAUACCUGCGUGCUGUCAUAAAUGAGACUUUGCGGUUGUAUCCUCCGGUUCCUAUGAACAGUAGGUCGGCCGCCCGGGAUACGGUCUUCCCCUCCACCACUACUCGGGAACCCGUCUUCGUGCCCGCCGGUACGACGUGCAUUUACUCUGUCUUCCUAAUGCACCGCAGGAAGGAUCUAUGGGGCCCGGACGCAUUGAAGUUUGACCCCAACCGGUUCCUCGACGAACGCGUGCAGAAGUACCUCACGCCUAAUCCGUUCAUCUUCCUGCCAUUCAACGCCGGUCCGCGUAUCUGUCUCGGCCAGCAGUUCGCCUACAACGAAGUAUCGUUCAUGCUCGUGCGUUUACUGCAGCAGUUCUCUGCUAUCGAAUUCGUGCCAGAGGUCGCUCCGGAAUCCAUGACUCCCCCCGGGUACACCAAUUCACCUGGUUCGGAUGGCACUGAUAGGGUUUGGAUGGGCUUCCAUUUGACUGGGUACGCUAAGGGUGGGCUCUGGGUCAAGAUGACGGAGGCGACAAAUGAGUGAUGGUAUACUACUAUACUCUACAAUCAUUGACAUACAUUCGUUUACCUCGGAGCAUGAACGAGAUGAAUCCUGUGUAACAUUGCAAGUGAACGGUGACUGACUAGCAG